Molecule: messenger RNA, 475 nt
Organism: Suricata suricatta (meerkat)
Lineage: Eukaryota; Metazoa; Chordata; Mammalia; Carnivora; Herpestidae
Gene: RNF224
Product: ring finger protein 224
Exons: 1
Coding region: 2-475 (157 amino acids)
Source: RefSeq, a predicted model, not a curated record
GAUGCUGCAGCCAGAGACUUCCCAGGUCUCGGAGGAGGGGCCAGCCGCUGGGUCCCGGCGCCGCGGUGACUGCAUCAUCUGCUACUCAGCCUACGACCUCUCCGGGCACCUGCCGCGCCGCCUCUACUGUGGCCACACCUUCUGCCAGGCGUGUGUGCGGCGGCUGGACACAGCGGCCCAUGAGCAGCGCUGGAUCCCAUGCCCGCAGUGCCGCCAGAGCACACCCACACCCCGGGGAGGGGUGGCCAUGCUGGACCUCGACCUGGCAGCCUUCCUGGCCGUCAGGGCUGAGCGGGAGCCGUCUCGCGGGGAGCCCCAGCCUCCUGCGCCCCCCAAAGGCAGCACUGCCAUCACUCGGCAGCCGGCCAGGCUCUGUCCCACGGUGGGCACACAGCCCCACUUCCCCCAGCCCAGGCGCUGCUGCAGCUGCAACUGCGGCCUCUGCUGGGACACCCUGGGCAGUCCGGAGGUCUGA